Messenger RNA from Aphanomyces invadans, 2673 nucleotides. RefSeq lists its product as hypothetical. NCBI's taxonomy places the organism in Eukaryota, Oomycota, Saprolegniomycetes, Saprolegniales, Verrucalvaceae. The record is from RefSeq and is a predicted model, not a curated record. Bases 1 to 2673 code for a protein of 890 amino acids. The transcript has 11 exons.
AUGGUGAGAAUGCUCGGCAAGACAUUGCCGCUCACAUGCAGUCCGCGACUGCUGAACGUGAUGCCGUGCAUCAAGAAAUCGCUGAGCUCAAGGGUCAAGACCGUGCCUUGGAGGAAGCCUUGGAGGAAACCCUCCGUCAUACGACGGCCCACCUCCUUGCGCAAAUCUGCGCAACCUGCCUCGGCAACCAAGCGCCAAGCGAUCAAGCUUGAUGUCCCCAAGUACGGAGGUCUUCCCUCCCAGCAACCAUUGCGUUGGGUUCAGCAAGUGACCAAGGCCGCGGAUGCCUUGAACAUCGGCGACGAUGACCUUACGUGUGAGGAGGACUUCUCCUUCGAACCCUUCGACGAUUUCGUCGACCACCUCAAGGCGGCUUUCGUACCCGCCAAUAGCUACUUUCGCUUCCGUGCGGAGUACUUCUCCGCGAAACAAGGCAAAGCGUUCGAUUCGCAACUGUUCCGGACGCGUCCUUCGACGUUCGAAGACGCUGUAAGCAUCGACCUCGCCGAAGACUUCUCGGUUACCCAGGCACGCGGGGUGAAGGUCCGCGACUCUUCCGACAUGGAAGUGUCUGCCAUCCUGCCGACUGGCAGCGACCCGAGCAUCCUCGUGGACAGGGAAAUGGAAGUCCUCGGCACAUUGAUACUGUGUCAAAUCGGAAGCAUGCUGUCUUUCAGCAGCCGUAUCCCUGGAUACGACCGCCUGUUCCGCGUCCUGGUGGAUUGCGGGGCGUCGGAGAACUAUGCCCGACGCGCUUCGAUUCGAGAGAAUCGCUCGAUUUACGAUGAUGGCGACGGCCAAGUUGUCACCUCGUCCAAGGUCGUGGUGACUCUCGCCACUGUCGUGGAGGGUUUUGCCUCAACUGAGUCCUUCUAUGUCAUCGACCUGGAUGACCGAUGGGAUCUCGUCCUUGGCACGCAGAGGUUGGAGGCACACCAACCAUGGAUCGGCUGGAGAUCCAAGACGAUGCACAAGGCCGCUCUGGCCAACCCUCCGUCCGACCUGGGAGUGAUGAGUAAUGAGCUCACGCUCUUGCAUGGGCCAGCGACGCAGUUUGUCACGCGACCUGCCCCUUCGAGCACGAGGCUUGCCACGGAAUCCGCCGCGAUCGGCGAUGCCGCCAAGACUGGCGAUGAUGUGAGACGAACCACUGCCCAUCGGCGUGACACCAACGCAUUUGUUCUUUCGGUCUGCGACUUGACCGAAUUGCCACGAACAGCCGCUGAGAUCGUGACGCUCCCGGAAAUGAGCUACAUCAGCUUUGUCCGCGCGUUGCGCGGAGCUGUCAACGUCAGCAUUGCACUCAUCAGGAACGCCCAUGAGUUGCACCUCAUGGUUUCGUCGACGACCGACGACCCCGUUGAAGAGAGUGCCUUUCGCCCUUCCUCAUCGGUAUGGAAGGAAUUGGAAACGAACCCGUACUUCGACUUGGUUCGCGAGUUCCAAGAUGUCUUUCCGGACAGUUGUCCCGGGGUGUCCCCCAAGGACAAGAGCUGGCCGCUGCCCCGCGACCAAGUCUCGUUCAUCGACGAAUUCUUCGCCGCCCGCAAGAAGACCGGACACGUGCGGGAAAGCAAGUCCCCACACUCGAAUCCCACCUUCUCUGAACGCGGCCACAUUCCGGCGCAAACGCCGAUCCCACGCAAGGACGUCAUCCUUGACUCCAUGGGGCAGUCGAUCAUUUUCAGCGCCAUCGACCUUCGGGACGGGUUCUAUCAGAUCCUGAUGAACGUCCUAGAUAUUGAGAAGACGGCCGGGCUGAAGAACGUCCCUGCCACCUUCAAUCGCGUCGUCACUGAGAAACUCCGACCGCUCCGCGAGUUUGCUCCGUCGUAUCUCGAGGACGUGUACAUACACUGUCGCGCGACCGCGACUUCCUCGGAUGUGGAGGCUCACCGGUCACACCUUCGACAGGAGUUCCAGGCACUUCGAGACCCUUGUCUCUUUGCCAACCUGUCGAAGUGUCUCUUCGGGGUCCCCGAGAUCCUGGUGCUCGGCGACUACGUCGCGUCAAAGGAUGUCGCGCCGAUCCGUCCAAGUUCUGUGCUAGAACUGCGCAGUUGGAUGGGCCUCGCGACCUACUUGCCCAAGUUCUCGGCGAAUUUCGCCGACGUGGCUUGCCCCAUGACUCGCUUGCUCGGCAAGGAUACCAUGUCGUCACGAUUGUCGUCAAAAUUUUCGUCAUCGUCCCAUGGGAGUGGACACAAGAAUGUCAAGACUCUCGAGUCGAUCAAGUCGAGCCUCACAUCGGCUCCGAUUCUGGCUUUGCCAGACUAUUCCAGACCGUUCUUCGUGGUCUGCGACGCGUCGGUUCGAGCCAUCGGCUGCUGCUUGAUGCAGCGCAAUGCAUUGGGCAGGGAGCGCCCGGUAUCGUUCCAACCCCGCCAACUUCACAAGUCUGAGAAAAACUAUCCAGUUCACGACUUGGAGAUAUUGGCGAUGUACUACGCCCUAAAGAAGUUCCGCAUUUACCUCUUGGGCUCGUCCGAGUUCGAGGUCUACACCGACCACGCAUCGCUCCGCACGGCGAUCAACUCGCCGCACUUGUCGCCGCGCAUGUCGCGCUGGCUCACUUGUCGCCGCGCAUGUCGCGCUGGCUCUCACCUCUUGUCGCGCAUUCGAGCCGCCUACGCGGCUGACGUGACGUUGCGCCCCAUCAUCGAACAUCUCUGA